AUGUUUCAAAUAUUGGUGUCUGUAUACUUUCAAAAUUCCCCCUCUUGUGAUGUCAUAAUACCCUGUGAGAAACGUGGGGCGGGUACGGACGCGAACGUCUUUAUCACACUGAGAGGUUCAAAAGGUGUUUCUCCUAAACUACAGCUGAAAUCUGAUCGACACAAUACAUUUGAACGAGGGAAUUCUGAUGUGUUUCGAUUGAAAUCGGCGAACGUUGGAAACUUGAAGCGAGUUCGUGUUGAGAUCGAUGAGAAUGGAUUCGCACCAGCGUGGUUUCUUGAAAGGGUUGUAGUAGUUGACAUGUCGAAACCAUCGCAACGAAUCUUCUUCCCGUGUGGUCAAUGGUUGAGUGAUGACGAACAAUUAUUCAGAGACUUAGUGGGAAGCACAGAUCCAUUGGCAAGACCUAAAAUGAAUGCAUACGUGGUCCACGUCUUCACGGGCGACAUGCGCGGUGCCGGCACGGACGCCACAGUGAAGAUCACGCUCUUCGGCGACCAUGGCGACUCCGGGCAACUUGUGCUCGAUGAUUCCAAGAACAAUUUUGAGCGGGGAAGGAAAGAUACUUUCUCCUUACAAUGCCCGCAUAUUGGGAAGAUUAAAAAGAUCAGAAUUGGUCAUGACAAUGGUGGAAUUUCACCCGGUUGGUUCUUGGACAAAAUUGUGGUGGACGACACUCUGAUGGAUUGCGUCUAUACGUUUCCAUGCCAACGAUGGUUUGCUAAGGAUGAAGAUGAUGGGAGGAUUACAAGGGAGUUGGUGGCUGGUGCAGGGGAUGCUGGGAUACCAUACAAAGUACAAGUGUUUACUGGUGAUGUACGAGGCGCAGGAACAGAUGCUGAAGUCUUCAUUACCUUAUAUGGAGGCAAGAAAGGUCAACUGAGUUCAGGGAAGAUUGUUCUGGAUGGAAAGUUUCAAAGGAACCGCGUUGACAUCUGUGACGUAGAGAGCGCAUCCAUGUUAAGCCCACUUGACCACAUAGAGAUCGGACACGACAACUCAGGGUCCGGACCCGGUUGGUUCCUCGAUAAAGUUGUUGUUACUUGCCCAACUAAUGGGUGUGAACAGGUGUUCAGUUGUCGUAAAUGGUUCGCCACGGACGAGGGAGAUGGUUUGACUUCAAGGGAACUUUAUGAAUCAAAGUCGUUGCGGAAACAAGUUAUGCAGAAAAGUGCUUGGAAUUGUUUGAUUUGGACGAGUGAUGUAAGAAACGCUGGAACCGAUGCCAAUGUAUUUAUCCAGGUUUAUGGAGAAAAUGGUAAAUCUGAUGAGAUAGCUCUCGAUAAUGAAACUGAUAACUUUGAAACCGGACAGAAAGACAAGUUUAAGAUCAACAUACCAGAGGUUGGCCGCAUGUACAAGCUACGUGUAUGGCACGAUGACUCCAACCCAUUCUCAGGUUGGCAUUUGGACAAGAUAGUAUUGGAACCUGUGGGUGGGAAGAAGGGGAGUUCGUAUACUUUCAACUGCCAGAAGUGGCUGGACACCAACGAGGGUGAUGGGCAAAUCAUCAGGGAAAUCCCCGCCACUGGCCCCGGGGUGAAACGACCCCAGCCCCUCGUUCGUUACCAAGUUACCGUAGUAACAGGGGACAAACGGAACGCUGGGACUGAUGCCAACGUGUUUUGUUGUUUAUACGGUCGUCAAGGUGAUACUGGAAAUCGACCACUCGAGGCGUCAAAGAGCAACAGGAAUAAAUUUGAACGGGGACAAUCUGAUGAAUUCACCAUCGAAGCUGUUGAUUUGAAAAGCGUGAACAAAGUGAAGAUCGGACACGAUGAUUCUGGUGUUGGUAGUGGUUGGCAUUUGAAGGAGAUUAUUGUGAGAGAUGAAACAAACGGAGAAUCAACAGUUUUUCCGUGUGAUCGAUGGCUCGCCACAGAUGAAGAUGACGGAGCCAUCGUUCGUGAGUUGACUUCAGAAGGUUCGCCUCAAUUGCUUAACACAACCUCGUACCAUGUUUCUGUGAAGACCGGUGACAUGCGGGGAGCGGGGACGGAUGCUGAUGUUUAUAUACAGAUCUACGGGUCAGACGGCGACACAGGUCGUUUGAAACUUCAUCAAGGUGAAAAUAUCCGGAAUAAAUUUGAACGAGGCAGAACAGACCGGUUUAAACUGGAAGCAACCGAUAUUGGCCGGAUUGAACGAAUAUAUAUUGGCCACAAUGACAGUGGGGUUGGAGCCGGUUGGUUUUUGGAUGGAGUUGAGAUUGACGUUCCAUCAUCAGGGAUGCAUUAUACAUUCAAAAGUAACAGAUGGUUGGCAUCGGAUGAAGGAGAUGGUAAAACUGAGGUUGAAUUAUACCCAACGCAAACAAGGCAACAAGAUAAAUUGUUGCCAUACGAGAUCACAGUAACAACAGGCGACAUAAUGAAUGGGGGAACUGACGCUCAAGUUGUUGUGCAACUAUAUGGGGAAGAUGGAAAGUCUGAGGUGAUCAGGUUGAGAAACAAAACCGACAACUUUGAAAGGAAGGCCGUCGAUAAGUUUAAGAUCGAGGCUCCCGACAUCGGUCCAAUCACAAAGAUCCGCAUCGGACAUGACGGGAGGGGAGUCGGGUCCGGAUGGUUCCUUGAUUCUGUGAAGAUCCAAAGAUUUGUUCGCAAGACGAGCAAGAGGAAGAAGAGAAGACGAGAGUCCAUGGUAUCCAACGAUCAAAACGAAGUUGAAACUUAUUGGUUUGUUUGUCGUCGUUGGUUCGAUAAAUCUGAGGAUGACGGGCAGAUUAUUCGCGAGCUGGUCCCGACCGAUGAAUCAGGGAAACCUAUUGAUGAGGCUUUGCAAGAAUUGGAAUACUCAGUAGAUGUUUACACUGGGGACAAAUAUGGAGCUGGGACCGAUUCAAACGUCUUCAUUACUUUGUAUGGAGAGAACGGUGAUUCAGGUGAAAGAAAACUGGACAAAUCUGACAACAUCAACAAGUUUGAAAGAAACCAAGUUGAUGGGUUUAAACUCAAAGCUGCUGAUCUCAGUAAUCUUAAAAAGUUAAAGAUUCGUCAUGACAACAGUGAGCUUGGUUCGUCAUGGUUCGUUGACCGUGUUGAGGUCAAAGUCAAAGGUCAAACUUGGGUGUUUCCAUGCCAACGAUGGUUGUCGACCAAUGAGGAUGACGGACAGAUUGAGCGAACACUGGUGCCUGUGGAUGUGGCAACAUACCAGCGGUUGCAACAGAAGCAAGGUAGUGGUAGGAAGGCAAGUGUGGCAGUUCGUGAUGCUAUUGCUCUUGAAACUAAAGCCCAACUCACCACAUAUGAGGUAUCAGUGAAGACUGGUGACAUCAGGGGAUCGGGUACUGAUGCAAACGUAUACCUCGUGCUAUUCGGGGAAAACGACGACUCAGGAAUGAUAAAUCUUAAAACAUCAAAGACGCACCGCGAUAAAUUUGAACGAAACCACACGGAUGUCUUCACGGUGGAAUCCGCUGAUCUUGGCAAUCUAAAGAAAGUUAAGAUCGGUCACGACAAUGCUGGCUUGUCACCAGGUUGGUACCUUGAGUAUGUAGAAGUAGACGCCCCAUCCCUUGGCAUGAAGUGGAGAUUCCCAAGUGGAAGGUGGAUUGCUAAAGAUAAAGAUGAUGGGAAGUUGGAGAAGGAAUUGUUCCUUGCCAUGGAUGAAACUGUGGGUUACGCAGCUAAGGUUCCUUAUGAGAUAACAGUUUACACAAGUGAGGUAUCUGGAGCAGGAACAGACGCCGAUGUUUACGUUGUUUUGUAUGGAAGAGAUGGGAUGUCUACAGAAAAAACAAGUUUGUGUCCAACAAAAGAUGAAAGGAAGUCAAAAUUCAAUAAGAAGAGUGUUGAUACGUUUGUUCUUGAGCUCGAUGAUGUUGGUGAAGUGAUUGAGAAGUUAAGGAUCGGACAUGAUGGGAAGGGAUGGGGGGCUGGGUGGCAUCUUGAUAAAGUAGAGAUCAGGAGGUUGCUUGAAGGAGCUAAGGGCUCAGAGACAUAUUCGUUCACAUGCGGUCGGUGGUUAGCUAGAGAUGAAGACGAUGGUGAAAUCGUUAGGGAACUUGUACCAACACAACUUGUUCAAGAGAAAGUCACUAAAAGUGGAAAGUUGAAGAGAACGGAGUCAAAGUUGGAUAGCUUAAAAAAUCAACAAUACAAGGUCCAUGUAUACACCGGUGAUGUUUUCAAUGCUGGCACCGAUGCUAACGUCUAUAUUACCAUAUAUGGUGAAAACGGUGACACAGGAGAAAGAAAACUUCUCAAAUCGGAAACAAACACCGAUAAAUUUGAAAGGGGAAAGGAAGACAUUUUUAAAAUUGACGCAGUUGAUCUUGGCAAGUUAUUCAAGGUUCACAUCCGCCAUGAUAACGCUCUUCUUAACCCAUCAUGGAAUCUUAACCGAGUGGAAGUGGAGGACACAGACACAGGGAACAGAUAUGUUUUCCACUGUGAGAGGUGGUUGGCUAAGGGGAAAGAUGAUGGAAAGAUUGCAAGAUCGUUAUACGUUGUUGGGUACGAUGGUGAAACUUCAACCAAAAGAAGUCUUGCUACAACUAAGAGUGGGGGAAGUAUUGGAAGGAAAUCGAUUCUUACUGAUGUUAUUCCUGAAGGACCAACCAUCCCAUAUACAGUGAAGAUUGAAACAGGAUCUGAUGAAGGCAGCAGCAGCACUGCAUCUGCGUUCAUUAAAAUAUACGGACCAAGUAAAAAAGGAAAAGUAUCAAGAAGGAUAACACUUGAUCCACCAUCUGGUAAGUUCAAGAAGGGAACUGUGGAGUCGUUCAACAUCGAUGCCAUUGAUGUGGGAACCAUCAAGAAGAUUGAGAUCGGCCACACUGGCGUGGAUGACGAAUGGUUCAUUGAGAGCGUGAUGAUCAACCAACCAACAUUGGGGAAGAGUUUCACUUUCAAGUGUCAUAAGUGGCUUGCAAGGAGCAAGGAUGAUGGGUUAACGACCCGAAUCUUCACAAUCGAUGACGCAGAAAAGUUGACGUAUAAAGCUAAGAUCCCCUAUGAGGUCACAAUACAUACAGGGAAUGUUCCUAAUGCUGGGACAGACUGUUUGAUCACAAUGAGCGUGUAUGGAACAAAGGGAAACGCUCCUGACAUCACAAUCAAGAAGUCCGAGGAGGAAGGAAUCCUCUUGGAGCGAGGAUCAGUGGAUGUCUUCAACGUGGAGAUGGAGGAGAUUGCUCCUCUGAAGAUGAUCAGGAUAAGUCAUGAUGGGAGGGGACAAAGGCAGGAUUGGUUCUGUGAUAAGAUCGAACUGCGCAAUCUUAACAGUGGUAAAGUCACUGUGUUUCCCUGUGAUAGCUGGCUGUCCAAGAAACUUGGUGAGAAGACUUUAUCUCGUGAGUUAUCGGCCUCAGUUGGUGGGAGGUCCGUGCUCAAGAAGACAACUUAUAAACUCAAUGUUAAAACGAGCAACAUGAGAUCUGCUGGAACCAAUGCUAAUGUAUCAUGUAUUGUGUUUGGAACAUUUGGGGACACAGGAGAGCUUCGUUUAAAAGAAUCCGAAACUCAUAAAAACAAGUUUGAACGUGACAGCUUGGAUGUGUUCACUUACCAAGAUAAACUAAGUAUCGGUCAACUACAGAAACUGAGGGUGUGGCAUGAUUCUAAAGGUUUCAGCUCAGGUUGGCAUCUUGAAUACAUUGAAGUGGUCGAUGAAUCAACGCAACAGAAGUUUAUGUUCCCGUGCAAUCGAUGGUUGGCUGAUGAUGAAGACGACAAACAAACUAUAAGGGAACUUACUUGCUCUAAUCUUGAUCAGGCUACUGAAGGUCACACGGUGGGGCAGUACACGGCCACCAUAACAACGGGAGACAAACGGGACGCGGCCUCUUCAUGCGAUGGAUGGAUCAUCCUCCAUGGGAAGAUGGGAAAGUCACGGAGAUUGAAGAUAAGGUCGGGGAAGAUGGGACGGGGGAAGAAGUCCGAGGUGAAGUUGGAUGCGGGAGAUGUGGGGAAGAUGGAGGCGAUCACACUAGGGUUGCACGAUAUGGGAAGAUGGUACGUUGAGGAUGUCACAAUCGAAACUGGUAACGGGGGUCAAUAUAAGUUCGAUUGUCACGCAUGGGUGAGCAACGAGGAUGGAACGAACACUAGAGGGCGAACGUUUGAGUGUAGCGCCACCAAGGGACGAACAGUUUCCAUGUCAAGUCUCAUUCCAAUCAAAUAUGAAGUUACCGUGGUUACCGCUGAUGAAAAAGGUGCGGGUACCGAUGCUAACGUCAAGCUUACCAUAUAUGGUGAGAACGGAGACUCUGGAAGUCGAGCGCUGAAACAAAGAUUCCGAGAUUUAUUUGAGCGGAAACAAACCGAUAAAUUUACCCUUGAAAUAUUAGACCUGGGGGAAUUGACCAAGAUCCGAUUGGAGCACGACGACGGUGGUUUUAAUGCUGAUUGGUUGUGUGAUCAUGUGAUCGUGCGGAACCCUGUGAUUGGUCAAUCCUGGACCUUCGUUUGUCGGGAAUGGAUUGGAACGAAAAAAGCCGGUCAAUUGUUUCCGUGAAGUAAUGCCCCGAAGUACGGGAUGAAUCGGCAAAUUAAUUUUUGAGUCAUGGACGAACAGUGCUGAAUCAUGAUGAAAAAUUGCUGACUCGUUAUAACGUUUUGUUUUAUUGAUAUUAAUGGGAAACCCCCAAAUAUGAGAAUCUAUAUGCGAUGUUGCUACCAAGCAUAUUAUUAAAUCUCAUAUAGAAAUUCUGGCAACUUGUUUAACUUAACAAAGUUUUGA
This is a messenger RNA of Ciona intestinalis (vase tunicate), 6687 nucleotides long. NCBI's taxonomy places the organism in Eukaryota, Metazoa, Chordata, Ascidiacea, Phlebobranchia, Cionidae. The record is from RefSeq and is a predicted model, not a curated record.